Messenger RNA from Culex quinquefasciatus (southern house mosquito), 421 nucleotides. RefSeq lists its product as uncharacterized. The transcript has 3 exons. The coding region runs from base 1 to 381 and encodes 126 amino acids. The record is from RefSeq and is a predicted model, not a curated record. Lineage: Eukaryota; Metazoa; Arthropoda; Insecta; Diptera; Culicidae.
AUGAUGUCCAAGUUCUUUGACGCAAUCGCGAAGAAAAAUCAGAGAGAACGUUGCCAGCGAGGACGUGCUGUGCACCUGAGCCGGCGCCGGUUCGCAAGCUGCAACGCAGGAAAAGUUUAUGGAGCAGCACCGGAAAAGGACAAACUGCCGGAGAGCAUCGGAACAUCCAACGCCAUCGAAUUCCACCGCAAGUGGAAACUUGUUCAUCUCAGCUGGACAGAUUGUUCCGCUAAGCAUCGUUCUCGCAUGGUUUUAAUUGGUUCGUCGCACCGCUGCUGGAAGUGUUGCAUUCCUCUUGAAGGACUGCUUCCUCCAAACGGGAUGUUGUUGCUGUGGGUGCCGCGGCCGUUCAACAUGCGUCGGGACAAUGUCGAUGGGUGAUCGAUGUUCCGCUGGUCAAAGGCUGGUGCUAGGAGUACUG